AUGCCUUGCCGCCCAGCCGUAUGCAGCCACUCCCUAGGCCGAGCAUGGCUACACUCCCUCCCCUCAAAACUAGACCAAGCAUCCCACUACAACCUAUCCAUAGAACUCUUCUACGAAGACCUCUACUACAUCGCAAAAACCCUCCCAGGCGGACCCACCCCACAAAACCACCUCUCAGCAGCCCACUACAUCCGCCAACUCUGCGAUGAACGAAACAUCUCCAUCAUCUGUCUCCAACCUUUCAUGCACUACGACGGCCUAAUCGACAGAACCCGCCACGCAGAACGUAUUGAAGAGAUGAAAAAUUGGAUCCAAAUGGCAGGGAUUUUGGGAACGAGUCUUAUUGGGAUUCCUUCGACGUUUUUGCCUGAAGAGGAGGUUAGUGGGGAUGUGGAACUUAUUACGAGGGAUUUACAGGAGGUUGCUGAUUUGGGGGCUCCGUAUGGUGUGCAAUUCGCUUAUGAGGCUUUGAGUUGGGGUACGCAUGUUGAUACUUGGGAGGCUUCGUGGGAGAUUGUUAAGAGAGUUGAUCGAGAUAAUUUUGGGCUUUGUUUGGAUACUUAUAAUAUGGCCGGAAGAGUCUACGCAGACCCAACAUCCCCCACAUUCAAAACCCCCAACGCAGAAUCCGAAAUGACCGCCUCCCUAACCCGUCUAAUCAACACAGUCGACGUCCGCAAAAUCGCCUUCGUCCAAGUCGUCGACGCCGAAAAACUCACCUCCCCCUUACUCCCAGGCCACGAAUUCUACGACCCUACACAAUGUGCACGAAUGAGCUGGUCGAGAAAUUGUCGUCUUUUUUACGGAGAAGAGGAUCGCGGGGCGUAUUUACCUAUUAAAGCUAUUUUGAAAGCUAUUCUUGUGGAUUUGGGAUUUGAAGGGUAUUUGAGUGCGGAAAUGUUUAAUCGGAGUUUGGUGGAUGGGGAUUCUGGGGUGCCGGAGAGGCAUGCUAGGAGGGUGUGGCAGUCUUGGGAGAAGAUUGUGGAGGAUUUUGGGGUUGGGGGGGAUGGUACUGCUGCUGCUGCUGCUACUGCUGCUGCUACUCCUGCUGUUGUGAGAUCGGGUAGUGUUGGGAGAUUGGAGAUUGAACCACAGGCACCACGUGCGCAGUUGUGA
Messenger RNA from Ramularia collo-cygni, 1116 nucleotides. Its product is annotated as related to dehydroshikimate dehydratase. The record is from RefSeq and is a predicted model, not a curated record. NCBI's taxonomy places the organism in Eukaryota, Fungi, Ascomycota, Dothideomycetes, Mycosphaerellales, Mycosphaerellaceae. The coding region runs from base 1 to 1116 and encodes 371 amino acids. The transcript has 2 exons.